Folsomia candida is the source of this 2966-nucleotide messenger RNA. RefSeq lists its product as uncharacterized. The transcript is spliced from 5 exons. Lineage: Eukaryota; Metazoa; Arthropoda; Collembola; Entomobryomorpha; Isotomidae. The coding region runs from base 335 to 1414 and encodes 359 amino acids. The record is from RefSeq and is a predicted model, not a curated record.
CUCUCCUGCUUUCACUUCCUUUCCCUCUGUUUCAUUCCUGCUCUCCGAGACGAGGAUUGCUUCAUUUUGUUCUCAACUUCCAACGGGUUGGGUUGUCUCGAGUGGAAAGUGGCUUUGCAAAUAACGACAUACACAACUAUUUAUAUUGUGCAGCAGCAGAAACGAGUGGACUGGACUAGGUGACAAAUCCCGGGUGGCAGAAAAACCUCUUGAUUACGGACCGUUUUGAAGCAAGAAAUAAAUCCUAAAGAAGUGGACACCGUGUUGCAUCCGCAGUUGGAUUGAUGUCUGAAGCAGUGGAGGAGGAGGACAAAGGCAAAUUGAUGGUCGUGAUAUGAUUUGGAGCACAACUUCAGCGCAGUUCAUCCUCAUUGGCAUGGCCGCCUUUUGCAUUUCCUUCGGAGUUAUUUACUCUGUCAUCCACUGCUACAAAUCUCGAAGGAAGUCCACCAGCUCCGAAGAAACUGAACGACUUCGCGAUGAGCUUUUGCGAAACAAAAUCUUACCGAGGCGGAAAUCCACUUCGUUAACGAGUCCUCCGUUCAGCGAUUCGGUGGUAAAUCCCAACUAUAAUGCGUCACCGUACAAAGUACCCACACGACACUUGCGAUCCACAUCUGCCACCUACAGCCCCACACAUUACCUGAGCCCACACCAUCGCAGGAACAGCACGCCCACACAAGUCGCGUCCGCCUGCUCAUGUUGCGGAGCUCCCAGAGGAAUUAGCAAAUCCAAAUCUUCUGCUUCUGCCGAGCAUUCAAUUACUCCUUCAUUGUCGUCAUCAACCCCACCAGCAGGUCCUCCUGAAACGAUUAAUUGUUGCUGUAACAGCAAGUCACCGGAUGGCAAUGACUUUCACCACCAAGACGACUGGGAAGAUAAUACCGACUUUCUCUCCACUCAUAAAUGCAGAUUAAUUCCGAUUAAUGCUAAAUCCAGGCCAAAGUCGAAGCUGAUCUUUGACAAUUCGGAUGAAUAUCGACACCAGAAUCAAAAAUCGUUUAGUUUCGGACCCAUCCCGGCCGCCCGGAAGGCAAGAUGUGCAACAGGACAAGCUAAUUCGCAGAAAAGUCCGGCAUGCAACAUCACUUUCACCACACCGACUUUCACCAUAACACAGACAAAUUUGAACACGAAAGAUUGUCCCGAUUGGGAAGAAAGGCAGCCACUUCUCGCUGGGAAAAAAGUGAAAGAGGAUCCGCAGAAGGUGGAGAAAGUUGAAGGAUUUAGCCAAGAGAAGAGUGAUGACAAUGAUUAUGAAAAGGCUGAUGAUGACAGUUUGACUAAUUGGAAGACUUGUCCCAACAAUAAAAAGGGCAGGACGAACAAGCUUGACUUGCUUAAGAAGGAAAACAUGGUAAUGGAAGAGAUUCCGUAUUACGUGGAAAAUUUGGGGGUGGCGGAAUGCAAUUGAAUAGUUGGGCGAGAUUGAUUGCAUUUUCUAUUGUUUUAACACUUUGUUAAAUACUCUAAUCGAUCUUAUCCAAUUUGUUUAUCUGAUCAAAUAACAUGUCCAUUUUCUCAAACGAAAAAUUUAGCGUAGAUAUGUAGAUACAUAUGUAUGUUCGACUCGAUGGCUAAUUACCAAAUUGUCGAAAUCACCACAUUUUUAAUAAUUUCUCCGCUCUGGGAAUUUAUUUUAAAAUUUUGUAGACGACAAAUUUGUAGACAGUAAAUUGAUUAAUUGGAUUGCGAUGAGUUUUUUAGGCCAGUUUCGACGAGUUCCAAAUUUGGGAUCUCCUCUUUCAAAAAGUAUCAAAAUUAGGAUUGUACAUAUUUUUUUAUUUGGCAAGGACCUGCUCUACAAAAUUUGUCGUUCAGAAUUUUAAAAUAAAUUCCCAGGGCGGAGAAAUUAUUUAAAAUGUGUUGAUUUUGAUUAUGAGUCAUCGCGUAAUAAGUUAACAAGUUGUUUAUUGUAACAAAACCGAAAUACUUAUGUUAUUAAGCCAAGUUUUUAUUAUGAUUUUGUAUAAAUUACAAGUUUUGAAAUUAUUCUCGUACAUAUAUAUCGUAUACAUGCGGGUUGUGACAUUUCCAGCGUCUUUUUUGAAUCUCGUAGUAUUGAAUUAAAAUACACCAAAAUAUCUGUAGGAUGAUAUGUAAAUUAGUCAUAUUAUACCAAAAUUGUAUCAAUGUUUACUUGAGCUUGACUGCGAUGUUGCAUCAUAAACUGGUAUGUACCUCUACCUUCCUACCUAAAUUUCAACCCUUUCAAAUCACAAAAAAACAAGGUUGAAACAUAAUCAAUCCCACAAAAUGUAUGUAGCUUCUAUUAGAAAAUUAGUAUGUGUAACCGGUAAAAUUGUAUUUAGAAUGGUGGGUAAGUAAUUAAAUUGUCGUAUUUGUAUAAUACCCUCCAAAGUAAAUCUGUGAAACCAGAGUGUGAUAUUUUAUGUAGAGGUAACUAUGUAGCGUGGGUGGCUGGGUGUCAACGUCAGGCACAAAAGUAUUACCCAACUUAUGUAUGUACAUUGUAGUCUAUUGUCUUGUCGUAUUAUGUAAAUUGCGUGGUAAAUACCUGUUUCCUCAAAUCCGAACACAAUGCGUGUCACUUACUUGUUGUGACCGACCACAAGUGGCCGCGGAUGGGUGUGGACAGAGGGGCAAUCGGUUAUUCGAUGUCCCCAUCAUCUCCCGACCUUAUGUAAACCCCUCCCUCCCCUAUCCAACAAUGUUAGCAUCCCCAAAUGUCCCCACGGCUUCCGCGGCAACUGGCUGAUUGGGUACGUGGGAAGUCCUUCUUGCCCAUGAAAAUGUUAUUUUACUUGUAACUCUUUUUUUCUUUUAUGGUGCUUAUGUACAUAUAUUAAUGCAUGUAUUACUAUUAGGAAAGUCUUGUUAAGCAACACAUACAUAUUCAUGUAUACUUGCUACUUGUGUAUUCUUGUAAUUUAUGUAAAUACGUUGUAGAGUUUCAUUUCUCACAUAGACUGAUUUUUCAAUCCAAUAAAUGUUUAUAAAAAUGA